Trichoderma atroviride IMI 206040 is the source of this 513-nucleotide messenger RNA. The record is from RefSeq and is a predicted model, not a curated record. Lineage: Eukaryota; Fungi; Ascomycota; Sordariomycetes; Hypocreales; Hypocreaceae.
AUGUCUAAGCAAGAUCCAGCUGAACAAGUCCGCUUCCUUGUGUCCUGUAUUGGUCACACCACUAAUGGAAGACCCGACUUCACUCUUGUCGCUGAAGAGCUCGGAAUCGUCACCAAGGCCGCCGCCGAUUAUAUGUCUAACAGCUCGUCGUUGCUUCUGAGCAGCCAGAAGAGAUAUGAGCGGAUGCUCAAGGCCAACGGAGUGAAUUCUUCCAAGCCAGCAGCUGCCAAAUCCGACGCCGGAGAUGACAAGACGCCGACUACUCCGGUCAAACGCAAGCCGGCUGGUGCGUCUGGAGGCAGCGCCAAGAAGAGGGCCAAGGCUACUAAGAAAGAAGAGAGCGACGAUGAUGUGAAAGAUCCGAAGUUGGUCUCCAAGCCUGCCAAGGGUGUGAAGAAGGAGCCCAAGAAGGAGCCCAAGAAGGAGCCAAAGGAUGAAUACGAGUCACCUCUUUCUGAUGCCCCCGACUCAGGCGCGGACUCUGACGCUGGCACAAGCUUUGACUCGACCUAG